Macrosiphum euphorbiae (potato aphid) is the source of this 1386-nucleotide messenger RNA. The record is from the annotation of a GenBank genome assembly. NCBI's taxonomy places the organism in Eukaryota, Metazoa, Arthropoda, Insecta, Hemiptera, Aphididae.
AUGUAUAUCAAACUCAACGUUCCGCCAGUCUUCAAACAGAUGUUCGCCGCGUCUGGACCUCUGAUUGUGACGCUCGGUUCCGGGAUGACCGUCGGGUUUUCGGCCGUUCUGUUACCGCAGCUCAAGGACGACCGAUCUACCAUCAAAAUCAGCAGCCAUCAAGAGUCUUGGAUAGCCAGCAUGGCAGCGCUACCGAUGGCCGCGGGCAGCGUACUGGGUGGCGUAGCCAUGGACAGGCUAGGCCGGAAGACGACCAACCUCCUCAUCUGUGUGCCGUUCGUGCUAGGCUGGACGGCCGUUUCGAUGGCCACCGGUGUGACGGGCGUGUACGUGGGUCGGCUAAUGACGGGCCUGAGCACUGGCCUGCUUGGCCCACCAACGGCCGUAUACAUUGCCGAGGUGACAGAGCAACGUUACCGGGGCGCUGCAUUGGCCAUGAUCUCUUUCUCGGUAUCGGCCGGUAUACUGGCCGUGCACACAAUGGGCACGUUCCUCGGCUGGCGACUGGUAUCAGCCCUAUGCUCGGCCGUGCCGUUCGCCGGCUACGUGCUCAUAUGGUUCACGCCCGAGUCACCUGUCUGGCUGCGUGAGGACGAGGACAGGCGCCACCGCCGUCAAACCGCUACAGUCUGCGACCACGCGAGUGACGGUGUACCGUCGAGGCCACCACCGGAAAUCGACUCGCAGCCGCCACUAUCGGCCGUCAAGCCGACGGCACGCCAGUGCUUCAGUAGGCCGUCGUUUCUGGGGCCGCUGGCUGUACUGUCCACGUUCUUUUUCGUCCAACAGUUCUCGGGUGUCAACGCGGUGGCUUUCUACUCGGUGACGCUGCUCAAACGAGUUGGGCCCGAUCUCAACGAGUACCACUGCACCAUGGCCUUGGACGUUAUCCGGCUGGCCGUGUCCGUGCUCGCAUGUGGCCUGACCAAGCGGUACGGCCGCCGGCCGCUGGCCGUCGUCUCAGCAGUAGGCACAUGCGUGUCUCUGCUUUGCCUGGCCGUCUCGGUCCGCGACUCGGGCACCCCUGCCACCGCGGGUAGCGUGGCUGUCCAUGCAGUCCCAGCUCCGGCGGCCACAGCCAGCCUGGCACCAGUCAUGUCCAUCGUCGCAUACAUGGUGUUCGUCAAUAUCGGGUUGGUGCCGUUGCCUUGGAUCAUGUCCGGCGAGAUGUUUCCCGGAUAUUGCCGAGAACUCGGCAGCGGCCUGUCCACGUGCUUCGGGUUCGUCAUGUUCUACGCGGUGAUUCAAAUCAGCCCUUAUCUGCUGACCAACAUCGGUACGUCCAUAACGUUUUACAUUUUCGGCACCGUAUCCGGCGUCGGUGCGUUAUUCCUCUAUCUGUGUCUACCGGAAACCAAAAACAAGUCAAUGGAAGAUUCGACAUGA